CGGCUCGGGCACGCGCGCGUCCCGGCGGUUGCCUAGCUGCUUGCUGCGCCGCGGCCGACGGACAUGGGGGCGCCGGCCGAGACCGUGAGCGCCGUGCUCUUGGAGCACCUGGGGCAGCUGUGUCUGCACGAGUUCCCGUGCGGCACCGGCAGCUGGAAUAAGUCCCGAUUUCUUCCUCAAACUUGGCCAGCAUGGAGGGAGCUGGUCCCCAGGGAGGAGGAGGCCAUGAACCCUGGGGAGGAGACAGUGCAGGACCUGUUGGACUUGGUCUGCAGUCCCCACUCACCCUGGGCUCUGCCAGAGGGUUCAAGUGCAGAGGACCGUUUUCUGAAAGAACUGGCCGUCCAGAAUCCACUGAUGCUCAAAGACACCUUUCUCUACUCCUACUUCAGGUCCCUACGAGUUGUGGGCAGGCAGGUGAGCCUGGUGGAUAAAGGCCUCCUGAAAUUUCUCAACCUUGAAGAGUUGGUACUGAGUGCUAAUCGAAUCAAGGAGAUCAAUGCUGCCAACCUGCCUCCAACUCUCAAGGUGCUGGAGCUCUGUGGUAACCAGAUCGCCAGCGUGGAGUGUCUGUGCGCUCACCCGCCCCCGGUUCUCCGGCACUUGGGGUUAGGUCACAACAAACUUCUGGGCCCCUUGGAAAGUCUGUACGUCACCACUGAUCACUGGCCCAACCUCAUCUCUCUGGACCUGGGCUUCAACAACCUGACGGACCUGCAGGGCAUGAUUGCCAGCCUCAGCACCCUCCCACACCUGCGGCUGCUGGUGCUGCAGGGCAACCCGCUGGCCCUAGUGCCCUUCUACCGUGGCUUCACCAUUGACUCCCUGUCCCGGCUGUGUGUGCUGGACGACGUCACGGUGACUUCCAAGGAGAAGCACCAGUUCCGUGGGCUCGGCCAGCGUGGGGAUCUCCUGGCAUGUGAGGCACAGUUCGUGGUGACUAUCGGAAGUGUCAGAGGGGUUCUGGACACCUCUGUUUUGGACCUGGAACCAGGGCCCCAAGGCCCUUUUAUCACUUACAGCUACUACGUGACCUACGACUUUGUGGAAGACAAAGAAGCAGCUUGUCAAGCCCUCUCCCAGCACAGAACAGGUGAGGGCAUUCCUGAAGAGGCCAAAGAGGAGGUUGGAGAAUCUCUGGAGUCUGGGCUGACCACCCAUUCCCCGUUGGGAGAGUUGGAGGAGUCCCUCAUCUUGAAAGCGUCAGGGGCCUUGCCCAAGUCAAUACACCCUGCGGAGGAGCUGGCCAAGUUGCAGCCACGUAUAGAUCCCCGGCCCUGCCCGUCUCCAGGGACAGUUCUCUUCAGCACAGUCCCCAAGCCCUGGGCUGAGGUCAUCGCCUGCAACUACGAGAUGCAGCACACCCUCAAGGACCUGGUGCCACUCAGAGCCUUCCUGCUGGCAGGAACCACCCUGACCAUCGUGGAGGAGAAGAUUCUCUCCUGGCCCACGGUGCUGUCUGCUGUUGAUGGUCCCCUGCCUGCCAAGAAAGGAAAAGGGGAGAACAAGAAAGGGAAGAAGGAGAAAGAAGAGAAAGACAAGAAGGGAAAAGACAGGAAAGACAAGGCAGCGAAAGGGGAGAAGGAGCUGGUUAAGAAUCAGAAGGGAUCCAAGAAGGAGGAGCUUCCUAAACACCUCCGCCAGGACCCGCCCACUCUGCGGGUGCUGGGCGAGGGCAUGGUGGCCCUGGAGUCCCUGCUGGCGGGGGAGCCGCUGGUGUCCACCGUGUGCAACUUUGGGGUGAUCCGCACCUUGGACUCUGACAGGCUGACGUUUAUCAGGGAUUCAAAGAAUAAGAAAGCUAAAAAAGAAAAUCGGAAAUCUAUGGCUGCGAUGUACGAUAGCGAUUACCAGCCAGAGCCCCUGUCGGUGGAAGUCCAGAUCCAGCUGAAGCAGUGCCGCUCAGCCGAGGAGGCGCUUCGGGCGCUCGCCUUGUAACGCCCAGUAAAGCGGGUCCCAAGCCCACGGCUCCGCAUCCGUCCCGCCGCCCGGGCGCUGGGGUCUGGCCGGGGCGGUGGGGGGAGCGGGGGAUCCGGGGGAGCGGGACCAGGGGGUCCGGAGGUCGGAGCGGAGAGAUCCUGCCGGGGAGCAGGGAUCCCGCCGUGGGGCUGUGGUUUGGCCGGAGGCGCGGGGUCCAGCUGGGGUCGGGCGAGGAACUGCGGCUUAGGGGUGGCGGAUUCGGUCCGCCGGGAGCUGGGAGUCCGGCAGGGGGAGCGGGGAGACCUCUCCAGGAGGUACGCAGGCGCCGAGAGGUCCCGCCCCCAGAAGCCAUGCCCCCUGGAGACCAUGCCCCCUAGAGGCCACGCCCCGGGGUUAGGUUUGGGGACUCAAGGGGCGUGGCCAGCGCGGACGGUCCGCAGCCGGAACACGCCCACCGCCCGAGCCCGGCCAGACGCGUGCCCUGGCUCUCUGGGUCCCGGCUUCGCGGGGCGAGCUCCUCGGUUGUGCCCCACGUGGCGUCACGGCUCAGGUAGGUCCUCGAGGGGCGAGUCAUGCCGGUCCUGGGGUGCGCGGAGCCCCGCUGCUGGCGGUCCGCAAGGACGCCAGGCCGGGCCGCGGCGAGCUGUCCUGCGGGCCGGUUGGCGACUUCUGCUCGCCCCGCUGGGGCCUGCGUGGCCGGAGCCGGGCGGGUGGACGCGGCCAGCCUGUGCCGCUUGCCCCGGGCACCUGGACGGGCCGCACUGCUGGCUGUGUUCAGGCCCGAGAGGGGUGUUCCCCGGGGGCUCCUGUGCCAUGGUUUGGCGAGCAAGCCUUUGGGGACUGUCGCGUGGAAAGAAUGAGCCAGCCAUUGGCCCUUUCCCUUUUCGUACCGUGUUGGGUCACCGAGCCCUGAGGACCCGAGCCCGCUGACACCUGUGAAAUAACUGCAGACUCUUAGGACUCAGCACCACGCUUGGAGGGGGGUCGUGCGGUCGCCGAAGCCCCUGCCGAAGCCGAGUUAAGAACCAGGCUCUUAGGGGUCACAGUAUGGGGGAGACAUAUGCUUAGGUGGUACUGAUACAGGUUUCACAGUAGGUCUGCGGCGUGGAGAGGAGUGGCGGACAUGGGGCCCGUAUUUCGGGCCCAACGGAGCCUAAAUAUCGGGGCCCCACGCGGGGAAUUGCUGUUUAGUUCCGGCAGUGGGGCGCUGUGGGCAAACGGGUUAUGGGGUGCACCGCUCAUCUCAGCCUGGGCCUCUGAAACGCACAGGCAAAACCAAAUGGCUAGCUUUGCACCCUUCUCGGGAAAUGGUACCACCCCUCACCUGGGGCUCCUCACCCCCAGCUGGCAUUAUCUCCCCUAUCUGAAAUCCGUCUUCCACACCUGGAAUCCAUCUAGCUCUACCCUUUCUACUGCCAGCACCAAGUCCCAGCCGUGUCUUGGAUCUUGACUAAUUCAAGUUUUCUGGUCUUGUUUUCAUUCCUGCCCCUUCCACAAUCCAUUCUCAACAGCAGCAGUAGCCUUUCAAACAAUAAAUCGUCUACUGCCUCUGCUAAGUCCUCCAGCUGAUCAUCAGGGCGCUUACGAUAAAGCCCAACCCCCCACCAUGGCCCUUGCAUGUGUGCAGACUUAGGCUUUGCCCCUGCCUCACGUCCUACCACGUUCCUCUUUGCGCUCCAGCCACACUACAUUCCACCGGUCCUGACAGUUUGCCUACUACUAUUUCCGGAACUCUGCGCGUAACUUCCCUCCGCCUGGCACACACUUCCCCAGAUCUUUAUGUGAUUUCAUCCCUGAUUCAGUUCUCAAAUGUCCUUACCAAGGUCUUUCUAAACUACCAUGCACUAAACCUUCCUCAGUCACUGCAUGCCAUUACACUGCUUUACUUUCUCCUUGACAGUCUCAUGUGUUGUUGUUUGUGUGGUUAUCUAAGGGCAGUGGCAUUCCUGGCAGCUGGAAUAGAUUGGUGGCAGUGGCCACAGGGACAGC
This is a messenger RNA of Manis javanica (Malayan pangolin), 3909 nucleotides long. It is a transcript of the gene LRRC43, whose product is annotated as leucine rich repeat containing 43. The record is from RefSeq and is a predicted model, not a curated record. NCBI's taxonomy places the organism in Eukaryota, Metazoa, Chordata, Mammalia, Pholidota, Manidae. Gene Ontology annotation, molecular function: protein binding.